CCAGAUACUGACUGUUACUUUUGAUUUUGACCCCGCCGCCCCUUUGUUCAGGGACACAUUAUUCAAUUUCUGUUCGUUUUUGCUAACGUUAGAAGGAACUAGCCAGCGAGCUAACUUCAUUUAGUGAAGUCAAGCACGUUUUAUAAAAUUGGUUUGUGUUGUUUGUUAACUAACCUGUUUGGCUUUCAUGUUUAUAGAUAGAAGUGAGUAAAUGAGCGCUUCUUUGGUUGUAGACCUAACUUGGCUAACGUUAGCUAUAGCCUACAGUACAAAAUCAGAUGACUUUAAAACUCAUUAGCUAAUACAUUUAUCUACCAUUCACCUCAACUGGGUUUUAGGGAGUUUGCUUAGCUGGUAAUUAGAUCUAGAAUCUAAGUGGUCUUUAAAUAUGAUCCAUUGAGGCAUAUUAUUCACCAUUUCCCUCUAGCUACCCUCUGGACUUAAGCUCAGUGUGUCUUAAAAGUUUAGUUUAGUGGAAAUGUUUAGGGGUACUUACUGUACUUUUCCUUUCCUUUAACCUUAUCAACACUAGUCAGCGAUUGGCUUUGUUGUGAGAAGGAUGUAAUAGAUGUACUGCUAGAUGAGAUGUUUGGUCAUUUCCCAGGGUCUUUAUCCCAGGUAGGCCAACAUCUAGAUCACCCAUAUGCAACAGAUCCUCAUGAACCUCGAGGGCAGACGCCAGGUUGGUUAGGAACAGCAGUAGCAAGUGAAUGGGAGAUUACCACAGAAUCAACAAAUGAACCAAAUUUCACAGUGACACAAUAUGUAAACGACCCACACUGCCCUGUUUCCUCACCUACAUUGGAAAAAGAAAGUAAUUAUAUCAAGGUGAAAGAUGUUCCAUCUACUGGUGUUCAGGGUAGGGAAAUUGUAGAUGUUGUUCAUCUGCCAAACAUAAACCCUGGAUUACAGAAUGUACAUCAAACAACGCCUGUUAACCUUGAUGAAAUUGCAGCCAUUCUACAAUCACAUGGAGAGGGUGGAAACAUUAGUGGUUCAAAAACGCAAAAUACUCCCUCAUGCUCUCAGCCAAAUAAACUACUUACUGGUAUACCUCUACUACAAACAUUGAACAUAGGAGGAAAACAGUUCUUUAUCCUAUCAAAUCCAUCAAGUAGUGGCUCUGUAGAAGGGAAAACAAACCCAUCCACACAGGGUUGUAGCCAAUCUCAAACACUGUCGCCAACUGAUCGGCAAUUGUCUUACGGAAGUUUUCUUCCAAGCCAAAGUACUGUCAUCCUCCCUGGGCUAACCACCCCUACUACAGCGACCACCUCUGCUUCUGUGCAGCAGCAAUAUGUCUUCCUGCCACCCAAUUGUAAAACAUUGAACAAUCCUCCUGCUCAAAGUAAAAAGCAUGUGCCCCCCGUCAAGAAACCAUGUCCUGUGAGUCACAUAAAGUUUAGGGAUCUAUACCCAAACUGCAUGAAAAUAGGUCUAGACCUCAACGGGAGAUCAAAAGAAAAACUUCACUUGAAGUUUCUGACUAACGGCGUUAUGUUUGAGAUUCAUAACUUUGCCAGCAAGAUAACAACAGCUUUCCAGUAUGUUGUGUUUGAUAUUCUAGAACACAACUUUGAUCUCGGUUUGCAAAGUGAGCAACGCUGGAAAUUUGUCAGUGCUGUUACAGGGAGAUUAAAGCCAAUCAAGAAGAAAUGUAACAAUAGAAAGUACACACUUGAAGUGUUCACACUACCUGAUCUUCGGAAGAAAGCGAAACCGAUUUCUGAAGCAACUUUACUGGCAAAGGCUUCCCAAGACAAGGACUCAUCAAAGACAUUGAGACAGAAACUUGCUCAACAAAAGCAAUUGGAGAGAAACAAGCGAGUUAGGCAAAGUAAAUAUCAGAUGGCUAGGGAGGAAGAGAAUGCCAUCAAAUUUCAGAAGGCUCACGAGGUCAUGAACAACUUUUUAAUGACUUGGUUUUAUCAUGACGGGCACGUUACUCUUCAGAAUGCCAGUGAAACCAUUCCUAAUCAGAUGGAUGUCACGUCGUGCUCUGUUGAAACGGCAGCACUUGGCAAAGAGAAAGGACCUACUGAUGUCUGCUUUAAAGAUGAGUCUGAUCCUCAUCCCAAAUCUUUUGGGCAGGUCAAGGAGGAACCCAUUUUUAGUGAGACUGCUGUCACAAAGGGGGCAGAUAAAAUGGCAACACCUGUCCAUAAGAAUGGAGGUACUGAGAUUGACAUAAAGGUUGAGUCUGAUCUAGGCCUACCUCUUCGGCAUAUCAAGGCGGAGACAAACUCUGAGACCGUUGCAACACUGUACACCGGUGAAAAGGCAAUGCCUUGCCAGAAGAAUGAGCCGACAGACAUCUGUACAAAGGAUGAGCCUGAUUUUCACCCCAAAUCUCUGCCACAGAUAAAGGAGGAUGCACCCUGCAAUGGAACUGAAGAAACACUGUACAUGGACGAAAUGGCAACGCCAGGCCAGACAAAUGGACUCAAUGUCGUCUCCAUUAACAAUGAGUCUGAUCUUCACCCUGAAAUGCAGGGUGCUGUAAGAGGCUUGGAACAAUCCCAUUUGUCGUCUACAAUGGAGAGAACCGUGAAUAACCCAUACCCCUACUGCGGGAGAAUAGGUCUAGACCUUGAUGUGAAAUCAAAACUGGCAGUAAAAAUUAACUUUAUUUGUAUUCACUGACUACGGGUGUAAUGCUUGAAAUUCAUGAUUUUGCCAAUGAAGUAUGUGCGUCAUCUAAGGAGAUUGUUGUUAGUGUCAUAAAACACUAUUUCCAUCUUGACUUGGAAAACGAAAAAUUGCUACGCUCUGAAAAUAUUGGGAACAGACUAAAGCGCUUACCAAAACUGAAAGAUAUGAAAGAGAAACUCCUAAACGAACCCUUCACGUUCACCAGUCCAGUACAAAAACCCUGCCAAAAAACAGCUGCUAAGGGAACUACUCGGCCUAAUGCAUCACUUGUGUCAAAGUAUCAAAGUUUGAAAGAAAUUUCAGAAAGAAGGCAAUUGGAUGUAAAGAAAAGGAAAGAGGAAAAAACUGCCAAGAUGGCAGCCAAUGAGAAAGAGGAACCAGCCAAAACGUUUCCAAAGCCUCAGACGACUUGUCAGGUCAAAGAACCCUGGUCAAUGAAGUCAGUCCCAGAAAUACCCACAAGGGCAGGCCUAUAUCGUCAGCAUGCCAUCUCUACAAAGUCACACAGUGCACUGAUGAAAAAGCUAAGAAAAUGUAAUGUCACACAGUGCACUGAUGAAAAAUCAAAGUUUAGACAGAUAAAGGUACCUGCUGACAUAUACCCACAGGAGGAAUCUGAUCAUCACUCUGAGCUCACAGAGCAAGCCUCUGAACCAGAAGACAGCCAAGUAGACAUGUUUAGGAAAAUGAUCCUGGAUGUAGUCAUGAGUGAUGAAGUGGACCAGAGGAAGAUCUUUACUAAACUGAUUAUAUGUGUUGGUGACCCGGCUGACCCAGAGAGGAAAUUCAAGCAAAUCUUAACUGAAUACAGAUCAGAGAUUUUGCCACACAUGGUUGAGCAAUAUCAUGCCUAUAGUGAUGCUGAAAAGGUAAUGCUGUCCCUUGUGAAUGAGCUGUUCUGUGGCCUACAUUUGAUUGACGGCUUAGCUCACCAGGCAAAAACAACUCUUCUACUGUGGGAAAAGCAGAUUUUUGGAGAUAAGGAAGUUAGAUGCUCCUCAAGCUUUGGGACAACAGAAUUGGAGUCUGGAACAGUGCGCUUGGUGAGAUCUGUGUGUGAUGCUGUCCAAGCCAAAGGGCGUGCAAAUGAUGACAGGUUUGUGAAAUUCAAAACCUUUUUGACCGGCAAAGGAGAAUUUGACGAGGUUCCUUUGGUUCCAUUCAGAGGAAAUAGACUUGACACACUCUGUCAUAAUGCUGCAGGGGUGUACAGCAUCCAUGAUGAUUUGGUGGAGUUUACCAGUGAUUACAUAGUGGACAGUAGUUUGAUCAAAGGAGUUGCUGUUGAUUUGGAGGUUCCACAGUUCAAGGCUGGAUUCAGAGCUCUGGGUCUAAUUUCUAAGAUAAUCAUUUAUCCUCUCUGGAGAGCCUUGACUUUGAAGGGAAACAUAUUGAAGAUGGAAGCACGAUACCAAACCCUUGUUACCAAGCUCAAGGAAUGGCAGGAAGAUGGAAGAGACGUUGUUGAAGUAAAUGUACGCUUGUUUGAUGACAUUGAGGUACCCAAGGACCUUGUGUUUGACAGGCUUACCAUGUGGACAGACACAGACUUUUAUGAGUUGACAGUUCAGAUCGUUGAAUUACUACUUGCUAGUUGUCUGAGAGUAUGUGGCAAGAUGCUGUCUAGUAAUCCUGACCAUUGCAGGUAUGUUCUGCCAACAGAUGAGCUGAGAGUGAAGCUGAGGUCAAUGCCAAAGAAAGAUGCCAGCCUGCAAAGAGAUGUUGGCCUCUUGGAGCAUCUACAAAGGGCUAAAUCAGGAGCCAUUGGCAUCACCCUAGAGGCCAUGGUCAUGUUCAAGGGGAGUCGCACCUGGGAUUGGCUUCAGUCUUUGGACAGAGAAAAAAGAAUGUCAGUGCUGAAAGCAUUUCAGCAUGCAGUUAAGCAACAAAACGUUUUGGCAAUGGAGUGCUCAAGUGUCCAGAAUGUGAAAGGCAACCGCACUAAAGCAGUUGUGAAGCCUGGACAUGCUGCCACUGAGGAGCAACCGAAACGUACUGAUCAGAACAUUGAGGGAAUGACGGUGAAGUCAGAGAUGGAUUCCGGGCUUGAGAAUGAAGUAGCCAGACCUCAACAAUCAGCCCUACAGGUCAGACCUCAACAAUCAGCCCUACAGGUCAGACCUCAACAAUCAGCCCUACAGGUCAGACCUCAACAAUCAGCCCUACAGGUCACACCUCAACAAUCAGCCCUACAGGUCAGACCUCAACAAUCAGCCCUACAGGUCAGACCUCAACAAUCAGCCCUACAGGUCAGACCUCAACAAUCAGCCCUACAGGUCAGACCUCAACAAUCAGCCCUACAGGUCAGACCUCAACAAUCAGCCCUACAGGUCAGACCUCAACAAUCAGCCCAACGGGGCAAAGUGAGAGUCCUGCUGAAAAGACUUGUUGUAGAUAAACAGAAAGCUAUGGUGCAUGAACAACACCAUCCAGGUGGACACUAUGCCAUGAUGAAACAUGAUUUGAUCAGAGAGUUAGAGAAGUGUGGCGGUUUGUGGGAGAAAGAGAAUGAUAUGGAUGAACAGUUGGCCUUAUUAGAUGAAGAUGAGAGGUAUUCUGCAGUUAUCUGCCAACUUCAGUUCCGGAAAUAUGUCCUUUGUAUGAGAAAUGAGAAAGGGCUUCUCAACAAUUCAGUUGCUGGCAUAAAACUUAGCUUUGAAGAACUUGUGACAAAUUUGAGAUCAUUUAUCUCAAAAAAAACAAUACCUCUGAAGAAGUCAAAGCCCCCAGUCUGAAACGAAAAGCAGACACAACUGAGACAUUGCCCGACAAACCUUCCAAAAUGAUGGUGAAAGUGGCUGAGAAUGUUGUGGGCAGGGUUUCAAAGUGCGCCACAGGUGUGGUUAGGGAUGCAGAGCCAAUGACGAGCUAUGCACCCAGAAAACAAAAAUGUUGCCUACCUGCUGAAGUUACUGUUGAGAUGGAUUAACAUGAAAAGGGCGGCAGAUAAUAUAGAAAAGUAGCCCUCGCAAAGCCAGUACACAUCCAGUAAUGAAGAGAACAGAGAAAAACAUGAGAUUUUAGUGAAAUUAAGACAUUUACUUUACAUUUACGUAAUUUAGCAGACGCUCUUAUCCAGACCACAGAUCUAUUUGUAUUAUGACUAAAUGGGAAAAAAAGUUUGUUUAGUCUGAUAAAUAACAUUUCAGUUUGACAUACUAGGCUUAAGAUUUCAUCCGAGUUCAAAACAGAUUUAUCUUUUGAAUCUUCUAGACAAAUGUAUCAGCAAUGACUGAGAUGUAUACAUUGUACAAUGUGUAGAUGGGAAUGUGAAGCAACUCAUGCUUUUACUUUAUUUAAACUUCAUACCAGCAACCCUUUUUAAGAAUUUGGACUAUGAGCUGCCUCCAGUAUUGACUUAGGCCAUAUUCAGCACAAUUCACAAUGGUCAAACCCAUCCGUGAUGCUAACCAGAUUACAGGAUAGAGGAGAAACAACCGUGUCUUGAGAGAGUCUAUCUACUUGACCCAUUUAGGCCUUUUUUUGUUGAUUUUAUUUUGUUGUAUUUGUCUAUCAAAAUCAUUUUAGUUGGGAAAGGAAGUGGUUAAGGUGAACUGGGCAAGACGACCCUUGGCUUCCUUCAAAGCCCUUAUCACUCCUAUGGAUAUCAGGUUUUCUGUUAAGAAGCAGGACCUUGUGAAGUCAUUACAGGAAUUGGACAGAAAAAUCCUGUGAGACAUUUUCAAGUGAUGAACGCCCCAAUUUUUAUUUUGAUGGACUUGAAUUGUGAAUUUUCCCCAUGGCAGUCGAUCCUUGGGAGAGAGCCAAAGCUCACACAUCUACUCUAUAGGACACCAAAUCAGUGAGAAAUGACAGUCAUCAUAAGGAAAAAUAAAUAAACAAAAGACCUUGUUUUUUCUUUUUCCUUUUUUGGUGUGGUUUUUCCCGAAGACGAUACUUCAAAAUUGUUCAAGUUUACCACUGACGUUUUGGAAAUAACCAUAAAGGAGAACUGUCCUUGGUGAAUGGGCACUCCCACUGUGGUACAAGUGCAACUCUCUGUUUACAUUGGAUGCUGUAAUCGCUCACCUGCUGUGGAACAAAAAAGGUAAACAAUCCCAGUGACAUGAAGAAUGUAUGCAGCAUCUCCUGAGCAGCAAUACGAUCAUCUGAGUGGUCAUCUCAGUCUUGUGUCCACUGCUCACAAUAGAAGACCUCGACCUAAAAAAAUGUUUUUAAUUCUCUCUCUGUCUCUCGUCGUAACCUCUAUAACUGUCCCCUCUCAAUGUAGCAAUCUCUGACUGUGCUCUUUUUAGUUUGCACAUGUUUCAGAUGGAGUUUGGGGAAUGGGCCCACCUGACCAUUCAAACUCAGGCGCUGACAUAUCAGAAGGCUAGUCCCAGUUAUUAUGUUACGUAUAAUACAAUAAGCUACUUUAUCAAAACAUAUUUAUAUAUAAAUGAUAGAGGCUUGGUUUUACUUACAGGGUUCCACUAAUAUUAGACAACAGACAGCAGAAGACCAUUCAGACAUGAUGAUGCAGGCAUACUGCAACAUUACUGCAGGUUAACGGUUAGGGUCUCUCUCUCUCUCUCCGUCUCUCUCUCUCUAAUUGUCUGUCUGUUCAUAUGUCUUUGAUCUAAAUUAUUUUACUAACAAAAUAAAUGUUCUCCCAGGUGGAGUUGGAUGAAUGCACCAUCUCUACAACCCAUGGGUCCAGGCCAGGAGCAGUAGAUGCCACCGCCUUUCCAACACCGGGGAUGAGAUAUCUGCAGGGUUUCAAUGCUGUUGGACAACAGAAAAGCGUAGACCAUUGAGACAUGGUGAUUGAUGGUGAUGGUGUCUAAGAUGUACUGCGUGCUCUUUCUGACGUUGAACCAGAAGUGCACCAUCUGUUUCUCAUUCUGGUUUCUCUCCUCAGUCUGUAUCCAGUGCGUCUCCCCCAUCAUAUUUGGGCCAGGAUGAUGAUCUUAGACCUUGGUGGGGUUUUGGACCAUCUCUGUUUCUGUAAAGAAGACACCUUGUCUUCAUCAUCACAUGGCCAACUGACAUCCAACUGACAGCCAACUGACUGCCUCUGGCCUCCAUGCCUGGGUGUCUGUCUGCUCAGAGGACUGACUGACUGUUCUGAGACCUGUGUCUCUGUCUGCUUUGAGGACUGACUGACUGUUCUGAGACCUGUUGUCCCACAUUCCACUGUCUCAUUCCACAGCAGAACCACGGCUGAUUAGGAUGUUACAGGACAAAGAGACACUGAUCUGUGAGUAGAGACUACAGCACCCACAAAGUAGAGACUACAGCAUCCACAAAGCAUUGCAGCCUCCCUUACUGACUUUUAAUUUUAUUUUUUAUGUGAGUUAAUGUUCUGUAAAUACUCCCAGGUUUGGUGUUUCAGAUGUUCAUGGUCUAUGUUAACAAUUUUGCACUGUGUGCACUUGGUGUUUUUUUUAUCCAGGAAAUUGUGGCUUGUGGAAAAUAUCACACAAUUUACUUCUAACAAAUUUGACAUUUCUAUUUUCAUUUAUGUUGGAACGUCUUCUGUUUUUGGAUAAUAAAGUAUACUUUGAUUAUCAUA
Coregonus clupeaformis (lake whitefish) is the source of this 8167-nucleotide messenger RNA. RefSeq lists its product as uncharacterized. The coding region runs from base 2655 to 5387 and encodes 910 amino acids. The transcript is spliced from 4 exons. Gene Ontology annotation, molecular function: 3'-5'-RNA exonuclease activity. The record is from RefSeq and is a predicted model, not a curated record. NCBI's taxonomy places the organism in Eukaryota, Metazoa, Chordata, Actinopteri, Salmoniformes, Salmonidae.